AUGCCCGUGGAGAAGUCGAAGGACUAUCAGAACAUGUUCGGACUUUCGAGAGCGGCCAUCUUCAACGCCGUCGACGCGUCGCUUCGCAGGCUGGAUACGACUUACAUCGAUGUCCUACAAGUCCAUCGUUUUGAUCCGGACGUUCCAAUUGAAGAGACGAUGAAAGCCUUGGACGAUCUCGUGCGGAUGGGCAAAGUGCGCUACAUAGGUGCCAGUAUGCUACCCAAGCAUGUUGCAGAACUUCAUGGCUGGACAAAAUUCAUCAGUAUGCAGAACUGCUACAACCUUGUCUACAGAGAGGAAGAAAGGGAGAUGAUCCGGUACUGUAAUGAUACGGGAAUUGGGCUCAUACCUUGGUCUCCUCUUUGCAACGGUUGCCUCACUCGUCUGCCUUCUACCACAGAUCGUUCGAUGAGUAAGAGAGAGGAGUUUGAGAGCAAGUUCGGGCUUGCUCUGGGGCGCUUUGAGCCUGAUACCAGCAUUAUAUCUCGAGUUGCAGAGGUCGCAGAAGGUAAGAAAUGGCCCAUGAGCCACGUUGCGCUUGCAUGGAUCAACAAAAGAGUAUGCAGUCCCGUUGUAGGCUUCACAACUGUCGAAAAGAUGGACGAUACUCUUGGAGCGUCAGGCAAGAUACUUGAUCAAGGCGACGAGGAAUACCUUGAGGCCUUGUAUAAACCGAAGGUCGUGUAUGGACAUAGUUGA
Colletotrichum aenigma is the source of this 702-nucleotide messenger RNA. RefSeq names its product Aldo-keto reductase dtxS3 (gene dtxS3-0). The coding region runs from base 1 to 702 and encodes 233 amino acids. The transcript has 2 exons. NCBI's taxonomy places the organism in Eukaryota, Fungi, Ascomycota, Sordariomycetes, Glomerellales, Glomerellaceae. The record is from RefSeq and is a predicted model, not a curated record.